AUGCCCUCCGCUACGGAAGAUAAGGUUGCGCCCAAGAUCAUCGACCCUGCAUCUGAGCACGGCGACGAGAUCGAUGCAUCAGUAGACCGCGACAGGAUACGUGUCUUGGCAGGCGCGACUGAGAGCGCUGCUUCAUUCCAAUUUGACGGCGAGGACCACACGCUUGGCAACGCGCUGAGAUAUAUCAUCAUGAAGAAUCCUGAUGUCGAGUUUUGCGGUUACUCCAUUCCUCAUCCUUCAGAAACCAAGAUGAACCUGCGCAUCCAGACAUACGACAACGUCAGCGUCUAUCAGGUUUUGGAGAAGGGUCUGGAGGACCUCAUGAACAUGUGCGAUGUGGUCACGGACAAAUUCACUGUCGAGAGAGAGAGUUUCGUCAAUCAGAUGGAGCAAUAG
Molecule: messenger RNA, 396 nt
Organism: Ascochyta rabiei
Lineage: Eukaryota; Fungi; Ascomycota; Dothideomycetes; Pleosporales; Didymellaceae
Product: RNA polymerase subunit AC19
Exons: 4
Coding region: 1-396 (131 amino acids)
Biological process (GO): DNA-templated transcription
Cellular component (GO): RNA polymerase III complex; RNA polymerase I complex
Molecular function (GO): protein dimerization activity; DNA-directed RNA polymerase activity; DNA binding
Source: RefSeq, a predicted model, not a curated record